Molecule: messenger RNA, 1065 nt
Organism: Arachis duranensis
Lineage: Eukaryota; Viridiplantae; Streptophyta; Magnoliopsida; Fabales; Fabaceae
Product: chlorophyll a-b binding protein 7, chloroplastic
Exons: 4
Coding region: 108-923 (271 amino acids)
Biological process (GO): response to light stimulus; photosynthesis, light harvesting in photosystem I
Cellular component (GO): membrane
Source: RefSeq, a predicted model, not a curated record
CCAUUGAGAUAAGAAAAUCUUGCAUAUAGUAACCAAAAAUAAUUACAAUAAUAAUUGCAUUUUCCUUUUCUUUUCAUCACUCAUCAACUAAGCUGAGUUCCUCAGCCAUGGCUUCUGCUUGUGCUUCCUCUGCCAUUGCAGCUGUUGCCAUCUCUUCCCCAAGUUCUCAGAAGAAUGGAUCACAGUUGGGAACCACAAAAGCUUCAUUUCUUAGUGGAAGGAAGCUGAAGUUGAACAACUUCACAGCACCAACUACUGGAGCUAGAUCCAGCACCACAGUGUGUGUAGCAGCUGAUCCUGAUAGGCCCCUUUGGUUCCCCGGCAGCACUCCUCCGCCUUGGCUCGAUGGCAGUCUCCCCGGAGACUUUGGAUUUGAUCCUCUAGGACUUGGAUCUGACCCAGAGAGCCUAAGAUGGAAUGUUCAAGCAGAGCUUGUGCACUGCAGAUGGGCUAUGUUAGGCGCCGCCGGCAUCUUCAUCCCGGAAUUCCUAACUAAGAUUGGGAUCCUAAACACACCUUCAUGGUAUACUGCUGGGGAGCAAGAGUACUUCACAGACACCACCACACUCUUCAUAGUUGAGCUCAUCUUCAUCGGCUGGGCCGAGGGACGAAGAUGGGCUGAUAUCAUCAAGCCAGGCUGUGUUAACACUGACCCUAUCUUCCCUAACAACAAGCUCACCGGAACUGAUGUAGGGUAUCCCGGUGGCCUAUGGUUUGACCCUCUCGGAUGGGGUAGCGGUUCACCUGAGAAGAUCAAGGAGUUGAGAACAAAGGAGAUCAAGAAUGGAAGGUUGGCCAUGUUGGCUGUUAUGGGAGCAUGGUUCCAGCACAUUUACACCGGCACCGGCCCUAUCGACAACCUCUUUGCACACCUUGCUGAUCCUGGCCAUGCUACUGUUUUCGCCGCUUUCACUCCCAAGUGAGAAUGUUAAGGACAAUUGUGAGUGAGAUUGUGCAAGCCUGUAAUGAGAAACAUUGAUGAAACAUGGUUUUGUAACUAAUGUGGCUACUUCUAUAUCAAUGUUAUGCACAGAUUGAUAAUUGAAUGUACAAAUUCUUAUUUUA